AUGAGAGCUUUAGCAAAGCACACCAUUCUUCUUCUCCUGACUUUACUCUCUUUCUUCUCCAUUGCCAAAUCCAAAGACACCUUAUCUGCUACUGAAUCGCUAGGAACAGGCCUCGUCUCUGCCGGCGAGGUUUUCGAGUUGGGUUUUUUCAACCCUGGCAGACACUCAAGAUGGUACUUGGGCAUAUGGUACAUGAAAAUCAAAGAAAGAACAGUUGUUUGGGUGGCCAACAGAGACAAUCCGCUCCCAAACAACUCAGCCAGUCUCAAAAUCGGAUACGACGGAAUACUUUCUCUUGUGGAUGAAUCCCGAAAAGUUUCUUGGAUGUCAAGCAAUCAAUCACAAUUUGUUAAAAAUCCAAUCCUUCAGCUUUUGGAUUCCGGCAACUUGGUCCUCAAAGAAGCAAAUGAAACCAACCCUAACGAGUUCCUCUGGCAGAGCUUCGACUACCCUACACACACUUUGUUGCCGGAGAUGAAGCUCGGAAGGAACUCGAAUACCGGAUUGGAUAGAUACAUAACCUCGUGGAAAACUCCACAAGACCCUUCUACGGGUGAUUACUCCUUCAAGCUCGACUACCGCGGUUUCCCGGAGGCUUUCCUCCGGCAGAGACAGUCGAUAAAGUACCGGAGCGGCCCCUGGAACGGGUUGAGAUUUAGCGGGGCUCCGGAGAUGAACACCGCUAGCUCUAAUGGUAUUGGUUUCAACUUCGUUGUAAACAAUGAGGAGAUGUACUACUCUUUUUCGGAAACUAAUCCAGCUGUGUAUUCACGGCUGAUUGCAUCUCCCUCCGGCAACAUCCAACGGCUGACGUGGAUCGAGAGCCGCAAGACCUGGAGCCAGUGCUGGUACCUUCCCAGGGACCCAUGCGACACGUACAGCGAGUGCGGGCCCUAUGGUGUCUGCGACGCCAACGAUGCUUUGCCGGUGUGUAAGUGCAUGAGGGGCUUCCGACCUAAGAAGCCUUCUGCAUGGAGCUUGAGAGAUGGCACCGAAGGAUGUGAACGUCAGACGGAGCUGGAGUGUGGGAGUAAGGACAAGUUUAUGAAGAUGGAGAAUUUGAAGCUGCCGGAGAGCGGCGGAGCGGUGGUGGAUAUGGAGAUGAGUUUGGAGGAGUGUGAGGUGAAGUGUUUGGGGAAUUGCUCGUGUAGUGGGUUUUCGAGUGCGAGGAUUGAGAAAGGAGGGAGUGGAUGUGUGAUGUGGUUUGGGAAGUUGAUGGAUAUGAGGAGUUAUGCCGGCGGCAGCGGCCAAGAGUUCUAUCUCCGAUUAGCAGCUUCUGAACUAGAUGGUGAUGGGAAAACAAAACGCAUGGUUAUGAGCGUAGGCAUUGUAGUUGGUAUUGCCGCUCUGCUAUCAGCUGGUCUUAUUAUCUGGUUCAUGCGGAGGAGGAACUCGGGUAGCACCCUGAGGAGAGAAUCAAAAGGUCCUCUUGAAAGAAUUCGAAGCCAGGAUUUUCUUCUAAACAGUGUGUUAGUCUCAAGUAAGAAGGAGCACUACUCUGGUGACAGAAGCAAUGAUGACCUAGAGUUGCCAUUGUUUGAUUUUACCUCCAUAGCAGCGGCUACGGAGAACUUUUCUGAUGAAAAUAAACUGGGACAAGGUGGUUUUGGUUGUGUUUACAAGGGGUUUGUCGAAGGUCAAGAGAUAGCUGUGAAGAGACUUUCAAAGAACUCUGGACAAGGAACCAAAGAAUUCAAAAACGAAGUGAAGUUAAUUGCAAGGCUUCAACACAGAAAUCUUGUUCGACUGCUUGGUUGCUGUGUUGAUGCGGAUGAAAAGAUGCUGAUUUACGAAUACAUGGAAAAUAAAAGCCUCGAUUCCUUUUUAUUCGAUAAAGCAAAAAGGUAUUUGCUGGAUUGGCAAAAGCGUUUCAACAUUAUCUGUGGGAUUGCUCGAGGGCUUCUUUAUCUUCACCAGGAUUCGAGAUUCAGAAUUAUCCAUAGGGACCUCAAGGCAAGCAACAUUCUACUAGAUGGAGAAUUGGACCCCAAGAUAUCGGACUUUGGAAUGGCAAGACUAUUCGGUCAGGAUCAGACAGAAGCCAAUACAAAAAAAGUAGUGGGAACAUAUGGCUAUAUGUCUCCUGAAUACGCAAUGGAUGGUCUCUUCUCAAUCAAGUCGGAUGUAUUUAGUUUUGGUGUUCUAGUAUUGGAGAUUGUUAGUGGUCAAAAGAACAGAGGAUUCUAUUAUUCAAACAAUGAGCUAAACCUCCUAGGACAUUUUUGGGAGCUAUGGAAUGGAGGUCGUGCAUUGGAUAUAAUAGAUUCAUCAGUUGGUGAUUCAUUUUCGGAAUCUGAGGUGUUGAGAAGCAUGCAGGUAGGGCUUUUAUGCGUCCAAGAGCGUGCAGAAGAUAGGCCUACAAUGUCCUCUGUGGUUCUAAUGUUAUGUAGUGAAACUGCAUCAUUACCGCAGCCUAAAAAACCCAGUUUUUGCCUAGCAAGGAAACCCGAAACAGACGAGUCAAGCACUGUAAACCAAGUCACUAUCACAAUAUUAGAUCCUAGGUAGUGUAAGGUAUAAUCUUCAUCAAAUAGCAUAGCCUAUAUGUGUGUGUGUAUCAUUUUCUAGUGUAUAAAUGGAUCAUCUACAAGGCAACAUAGAAGAGAAAUCCUUGUUUCACUGCACAAUCUGAUUUUAAUUUUGGUCUGACUACCCCAAGAGUUGAAACUUCUCACAUUAAAUUUGCAAGGUUCACUUUGCUGUCUUCAAACUCACUAAUGAUUGCAGUAGAUACUUUGAGGCCAAACCAAGUUUUUACAAAUGGCCAGACUAUGGUGUCUUCAAGCCAAAGGUUUGAGCUUGGGUUCUUCAGCCCAGGAAGCUCAAAAAUCAGCUUCUUGGGUAUUCCUGGUUCUUCUUCAGCAAGUUUAACUCUAGGCUCUUCGGGGUUUUCAAUUUCCACUAAUGAGUCUUUGAUUGUGUGGUCUGUGAAUGUCUGGUCUUAAAUAGUCCCAUAUUGCAGCUCUUGGACAAUGGCAAUCUGAUCUUGAGAGAUGAGUGGUAGAGAUUCAGAGGGGGUGUGUGAUUUGGCAGAGGUUUGAUUACGUAACAGACCCUCUGUUGCCGGAAAUGAAGCUUGUGGCUGGAAUUUGAUCACAGGUUUUACCCAGGAUAUGAACUCAUGGUUGUCCUCCAGUGAUCCUUCUACGGGAGAAUUUACUUUCACUGUGGACCGGCCUGAUCAGGCACCUCAGUUGGCGUCCACAAUGGUAAUGUAGUUAAUUUGUUUUUGGUUUUUGUUCCAUCUCUGCUUUACGAAUAAUCAAUGCAAACACCUUAGCCGAAGAACAUGUCGUCGGCAGGAGGUAUGAGCUACUUCAACACAUUUUGAAGGCCCGUCUCUCUGCU
Molecule: messenger RNA, 3348 nt
Organism: Rosa rugosa (rugosa rose)
Lineage: Eukaryota; Viridiplantae; Streptophyta; Magnoliopsida; Rosales; Rosaceae
Product: receptor-like serine/threonine-protein kinase SD1-8
Exons: 7
Coding region: 1-2508 (835 amino acids)
Biological process (GO): protein phosphorylation; recognition of pollen
Molecular function (GO): ATP binding; protein serine/threonine kinase activity
Source: RefSeq, a predicted model, not a curated record